UUAUGGACCUCACAAAUAUGGCGCCGCUCAUGGCCAGGUUUGUUUCCGUUUCUAGAAAACUGGGAAGUUGUCUAAUAAAUGCGGCUUUCGUCAGCCAAGCGGCGAUAUACGACACCAAAAUGGACCCGGGCACAGCGACCAAGCUGGAGUUUGCAGUGCAGAUGACAUGCGAGAGCUGUGCUAAUAAAAUUAGAGCAGCACUGGAAGGUAAACCAGGAGUGAAGUCGGUCAGUAUCGAUGUUGGGAAGGAGGAGGUGUUGGUGGAGUCGGCUCUGACCACUGCGGAGGUGCAGGCCCUGAUAGAGAGCACGGGACGCAGGGCCGUACUGAAGGGUAUCGGAAGCACAGAGCAAGACCUGGGUGCAGCAGUGGCCAUGCUGUCCGGGAUGGGUCCUAUCCAGGGGGUGGUGCGCUUCCUCCAGCUGUCCGGGAGGAACUGCCUGAUCGACGGGACCAUCGACGGACUGGAGCCUGGACCCCACGGCCUCCACGUCCACACGCUGGGGGACCUCACACAGGACUGCCUCAGCUGUGGAGAGCACUAUAAUCCCUUUGGAAGACGACACGGUGGACCAGGGGACUCUGAGAGGCAUGUCGGUGAUCUGGGGAAUGUUUUUGCUGGACCGGAUGGCAGAGCCUCAUUUAGACUAGAAGACUCUCAGAUAAAGGUGUGGGAUGUGAUCGGCCGAUCGCUGGUGGUGGACGCAGGGGAGGACGACCUGGGCCGUGGCGGACACCCUCUGUCUUCACAGACUGGAAACUCUGGGGAAAGGUUGGCCUGCGGGAUCAUCGCUCGGUCGGCAGGCCUUUUCCAAAAUCCCAAGAAGAUUUGUGCCUGUGAUGGGGUCACGCUGUGGGAGGAGAGAGACAGGCCGAUAGCCGGGAAGGGUCGAAACAAAACCAGCACAGAGACUCCGGCAGCACACCUCUGAGCCUCGGACACAAACACCGGUCAUAACUGUGACGUAAACAUCACACUAAUGAUCUGCACUGAGCAGUUUAAAUGAAAAGGUCUCCAAGACGAAUAGAGAGGACGUUUGUUGAUAGUUGAUACAGGGUCAGGAAAGCAGGGAGCAAGACAAAGCACUGAAGAAUAUAGAUCCAGACAGCUGGAUAAACGACCAAAGGAAAGCGGCCUUAUUUUUGUGAUUUUUUUUUUUUUUUUUUGUCCACUGAUAUAAUGAAAUGCACUUGUUCUCUCACCCGGCUUUGUGAAUUGUAAAAGCACUAAAGCAGAUUAUAACACAGCUUGAGCCUUUGCAAACACUCAGCUCUGAUUAGCGAGAUGAUUUCUGAUAAUAUUGUUUUACGCACAAUAUAACUAGAAAGUUGACACCUCUGUUUCAUCCAUUUAUGCUGAUCCACUAGCAAGACGUGAACAAUCCAUUUCAGGCGAACGGAGUCCAGUAAUCAGUGGCUUUGAGUAAGUGGGCAUCAAGUUGCCAUUAAAAUGCUCAAGAUACUAUUCCAUCCCAUUGAAAACAGCAGUAGGACAGAAUAAAAAUCCAUCCCUGAUGUUUGUAAUCAAAACCAUCCUCCCAUUCUCAUCAGAUAAUCCAAAGCAUCACGCUUAUGUAAAGUCUGAACUGCAUCCAUUCCUCCUCCAGUCUGUUCAUUUUAAAUCCAUAAGGUGGUGUGAGUGACUUGGGUAAGAGAGGUUAACUGGAAAAGAGUGGGAGAGAGAGAGAGUCAAAUUCCAGCCCAAAGAUAAAGGGCAAGAGGUGUAAAAGAGAGAGGGGCGAGCCUCAAAGGAUUGCAUGGUCAGCUGUCUUGUCAACAUGGAGUUUCAGGAUAGAAUUCCUUCAUCGUUGCAACAGCCACCUUCAGAGCCACUGCACAACGCACAACACAGAAAACACUUUUUUGGCCAGAUUAUUACGCAGAUCCCAUGUUUACUGAUAUUGUCAGAAUGAAUGUGACAAUCAAAGUAUAAUUAGACAAUAUUUAAUAACUUAUGAAACUUCUACAUGCUUUGUUGGGAGAUAUUUUUCUUCUUGUUGAAGAGAUUGAUAUUGUAUUGCCAUACAAUAGUGUAGCACUCACUGAGUUUUAAAUUGAUUUGAAAACUGAGAAAUGUGUCUUGUGUGGUGAUGCCUGUGAAUAAACUGACUGGAUUUUCUUGCAAAA
This is a messenger RNA of Myripristis murdjan (pinecone soldierfish), 2127 nucleotides long. RefSeq names its product copper chaperone for superoxide dismutase (gene ccs). NCBI's taxonomy places the organism in Eukaryota, Metazoa, Chordata, Actinopteri, Holocentriformes, Holocentridae. Gene Ontology annotation, molecular function: copper ion binding. The record is from RefSeq and is a predicted model, not a curated record. Gene Ontology annotation, biological process: superoxide metabolic process.